Messenger RNA from Microthlaspi erraticum, 561 nucleotides. The record is from the annotation of a GenBank genome assembly. Lineage: Eukaryota; Viridiplantae; Streptophyta; Magnoliopsida; Brassicales; Brassicaceae.
AUGGCGCAGAAGAAAGCGAUGGAAGUGGUGAAGGGGCUCGACUUGGAGAGGUACAUGGGCCGUUGGUACGAGAUUGCCUCUUUCCCGUCCAGGUUCCAGCCUAAGAACGGCGAGGACACUCGCGCCACCUACGCCCUGAACCCCGACGGCACGGUGCACGUCCUGAACGAGACAUGGAACGGAGGGAAGAGAGGUUUCAUCCAAGGCUCAGCCUACAAGGCCGAUCCAAAGAGCGACGAGGCCAAGUUCAAAGUCAAGUUCUACGUCCCUCCUUUCCUCCCCAUCAUUCCCGUCACCGGCGACUACUGGGUCCUCUACAUCGAUCCCGAUUACCAGCACGCCGUCAUCGGCCAGCCCUCCAGGAGUUAUCUCUGGAUAUUGAGCAGGACGGCUCAGCUGGAUGAAGAGACAUACAAGCGACUGGUGGAGAAGGCGGUGGAGCAAGGGUACGACGUCAGUAAGCUCCAUAAGACACCUCAGAGUGACACCCCACCUGAGAUCGACUCUGCUCCCGACGACACCAAGGGCGUUUGGUGGUUCCAAUCCCUCUUCGGCAAAUAA